This is a messenger RNA of Sorex araneus (European shrew), 5284 nucleotides long. It is a transcript of the gene JAK1, whose product is annotated as Janus kinase 1. Lineage: Eukaryota; Metazoa; Chordata; Mammalia; Eulipotyphla; Soricidae. The transcript is spliced from 25 exons. The record is from RefSeq and is a predicted model, not a curated record. Gene Ontology annotation, biological process: cytokine-mediated signaling pathway; cell differentiation; tyrosine phosphorylation of STAT protein. Gene Ontology annotation, cellular component: membrane; cytosol; cytoskeleton. Gene Ontology annotation, molecular function: non-membrane spanning protein tyrosine kinase activity; cytokine receptor binding; ATP binding. The coding region runs from base 264 to 3725 and encodes 1153 amino acids.
GGCGGCGGAGCAGCAGAGCGCGCGGGCCCGCGCCUCAGCCCGGGUCGCCCUCCCCGCGACCCCCGUCCUCGGCGCCCCCGGACGCGCUCCCGCGGGGCCCCGUGGGGCCGGCCGUCCCCGAGCGCCCGCGGCCGCGCGACCCCGGCCCGCGCGGCCCCCCGGAGCCUCCCAGCGCACGCGGAAGUGGUCAGUCCUGAACGGGCCUUUGCAAAGUGGAAAAGAAAAUUCAGUCUGCUCUGGAGGGACAUUGGACAGCCGAAUAAAUGCAGUAUCUAAAUAUAAAAGAGGAUUGCAAUGCCAUGGCGUUCUGUGCGAAAAUGAGGAGCUCCAAGAAGACGGAGGUGAGCCUGGAGGCGCCCGAGCCCGGGGUGGAGGUGUUCUUCUACCUGCCCGACCGGGAGCCCCUCCGGCUGCGUAGCGGCGAGUACACGGCCGAGGAACUGUGCAUCAAGGCGGCGCAGACGUGCAGUAUUUCUCCUCUGUGUCACAACCUCUUCGCUUUGUACGACGACAACACGAAGCUCUGGUAUGCCCCAAAUCACACCAUCACUGUCGACGACAAAACGUGGCUUCCGCUGCACUACCGGAUGAGGUUUUAUUUCACCAACUGGCACGGCACCAACGACAACGAGCAGUCAGUCUGGCGACAUUCUCCAAAGAAGCAGAAGAACGGCUACGAGAAGAAAAAAGUCCCCGAGGCCACCCCUCUGCUGGACGCCAGCUCCCUGGAGUACCUGUUUGCCCAGGGACAGUACGAUCUGGUCAAGUGCCUGGCUCCCAUCCGCGACCCUAAGACUGAGCAGGAUGGACAUGACAUCGAGAACGAGUGUCUGGGAAUGGCCGUCCUGGCCAUCUCCCACUACGCCAUGAUGAAGAAGAUGCAGCUGCCAGAGCUGCCCAAGGACAUCAGCUACAAGAGGUAUAUCCCGGAGACACUGAACAAGUCCAUCAGACAGAGGAACCUGCUCACCAGGAUGCGGAUAAAUAAUGUCUUCAAGGAUUUCCUAAAGGAAUUUAACAACAAGACCAUCUGCGACAGCAGCGUGUCCACACAUGACCUGAAGGUGAAGUACCUGGCCACCCUGGAGACGCUAACGAAGCAUUUCGGAGCGGAAAUAUUUGAGACUUCCAUGUUACUGAUCUCAGCUGAAAAUGAGAUGAAUCGGUUUCAUCCAAACGACGGUGGGAUUGUUCUCUGCUAUGAAGUGAUGGUGACAGGCAAUCUUGGCAUCCAGUGGAGGCAGAAACAAAACGUGGUUCCUGUCGAAAAGGAAAAAAAUAAACUGAAACGUAAAAAACUGGACAGUAAACACAAGAAGGAUGAGGAGAAAAGCAAGAUCCGGGAGGAGUGGAACAACUUCUGCUAUUUCCCUGAGAUCACCCACAUUGUCAUCAAGGAGUCCCUGGUCAGCAUCAAUAAGCAGGACAACAGAAAAAUGGAGCUGAAGCUGUCUUCCCACGAGGAGGCCUUGUCCUUCGUGUCCCUGGUGGAUGGCUACUUCCGGCUCACGGCAGACGCCCACCAUUACCUGUGCACCGACGUGGCCCCCCCGCUGAUCGUGCACAACAUCGAGAACGGCUGCCACGGCCCCAUCUGCACGGAGUACGCCAUCAACAAGCUGCGCCAGGAGGGCAGCGAGGAGGGCAUGUACGUGCUGCGCUGGAGCUGCACAGACUUCGACAACAUCCUCAUGACCGUCACGUGCUUCGAGAAGUCCGAGGUGCUGGGCAGCCAGAAGCAGUUCAAGAACUUUCAGAUUGAGGUGAAGAAGGGCUGCUACAGCCUGCACGGCUCGGAGAGCAGCUUCCCCAGCCUGGGCGAGCUCAUGGGCCACCUCAAGAAGCAGAUCCUGCGCACGGACAACAUCAGCUUCGUGCUGAAGCGCUGCUGCCAGCCCAAGCCCCGAGAAAUCUCCAACCUGCUGGUGGCCACCAAGAAAGCGCAGGAGUGGCAGCACUGCUCCUGCAUGAGCCAGCUGAGCUUCGACCGGAUCCUCAAGAAGGACAUUGUGCAGGGUGAGCACCUGGGCCGAGGCACGCGCACACACAUCUACUCGGGCACACUGGUGGACUACCGGGACGACGAGGGCACGGCCGAGGAGAAGAGGAUCAAAGUGAUCCUCAAAGUCCUGGACCCCAGCCACAGGGACAUCUCUCUGGCCUUCUUCGAGGCGGCCAGCAUGAUGCGCCAGGUCUCCCACAAGCACAUCGUGUACCUCUAUGGCGUCUGCGUCCGGGACUUGGAGAACAUCAUGGUGGAGGAGUUCGUGGAGGGCGGCCCCCUGGACCUCUUCAUGCACCGGAAGAGCGACGUCCUCACCACGCCGUGGAAGUUCAAAGUGGCCAAGCAGCUGGCCAGUGCCCUGAGUUACUUGGAGGACAAGGACCUCGUCCACGGGAACGUGUGCACCAAGAACCUCCUCCUGGCCCGGGAGGGCAUCGACAGCGAGUGCGGCCCCUUCAUCAAGCUCAGCGACCCCGGCAUCCCCAUCACGGUGCUGUCCAGGCAAGAGUGCAUAGAGCGGAUCCCGUGGAUUGCUCCCGAGUGCGUGGAGGACUCCAAGAACUUGAGCGUGGCUGCCGAUAAGUGGAGCUUUGGCACCACCCUCUGGGAAAUCUGCUACAACGGCGAGAUCCCCCUGAAGGAUAAGACCCUGAUCGAGAAGGAAAGAUUCUACGAGAGCCGGUGCAGGCCCGUGACCCCGUCUUGCAAGGAGCUGGCUGACCUCAUGACCCGCUGCAUGAACUACGACCCCAACCAGCGGCCCUUCUUCCGGGCCAUCAUGCGAGACAUCAACAAGCUGGAGGAGCAGAACCCCGACAUCGUUUCCGAGAAAAAGCCAGCCGCCGAGGUGGAUCCCACGCACUUUGAGAAGCGGUUCCUAAAGCGGAUCCGGGACCUGGGAGAGGGCCACUUUGGGAAGGUGGAGCUCUGCAGGUACGACCCUGAGGGCGACAACACCGGAGAGCAGGUGGCUGUGAAGUCCCUGAAGCCCGAGAGCGGCGGCAACCACAUCGCCGACCUCAAGAAGGAGAUCGAGAUCCUCCGGAACCUCUACCACGAGAACAUCGUCAAGUACAAGGGCAUCUGCACAGAGGACGGGGGCAAUGGAAUCAAGCUCAUCAUGGAGUUUCUGCCUUCUGGAAGCCUUAAGGAGUAUCUUCCGAAGAACAAGAACAAAAUCAACCUCAAGCAACAGCUAAAAUACGCCGUGCAGAUCUGUAAGGGCAUGGACUACCUGGGCUCCCGGCAGUACGUGCACCGGGACCUGGCGGCCAGGAACGUGCUGGUGGAGAGUGAGCACCAGGUGAAGAUCGGAGACUUCGGGCUGACGAAAGCCAUCGAGACCGACAAGGAGUAUUACACGGUCAAGGAUGACCGAGACAGCCCUGUGUUCUGGUACGCCCCGGAGUGUCUGAUCCAGUGCAAGUUCUACAUCGCCUCUGACGUGUGGUCCUUCGGCGUGACGCUGCACGAGCUGCUCACCUACUGUGACUCGGACUCCAGCCCCAUGGCGUUGUUCCUGAAAAUGAUCGGCCCGACUCACGGCCAGAUGACAGUGACGAGACUUGUGAAUACACUGAAAGAGGGAAAGCGCUUGCCCUGCCCACGGAACUGCCCUGAUGAGGUGUAUCAACUCAUGAGAAAAUGCUGGGAGUUCCGGCCAUCUAGUCGGACCACCUUUCAGAACCUCAUUGAAGGAUUUGAAGCACUUUUAAAAUAAGCAUGAAUGACAUUUAAAUUCCUCCUGUAUCAAGUCCCACUGUCCCCAGCAAACACCCAUGCCAUUUAAAGAAUUUUUUUUUAAUGAAAGUUUGUAGUCUGUGUGAAAAAGACCUUAGGUAUGUGUAUCUAUGUCCAGGGCACAUGUGGUGCUUGGUAAGUGUAGUUCCUCCGUAUUUAAAUUCGGCGCCCACCGUCCUAGGGACAGCCCAAAUAUUACGAAGUCUGAGCUUAAGCAAGCCCUCCCACAGGAAGAGACCGUCUGUCCGUCAUCACAGUUGGAACUGACCCAGGUCUCGAGGGGAACCUCCCCCCACUCUGGGGAGAGGCGCGAAAGGUAGCCUCGGCCGCCGUGCUCAUGUCGGCGGUGUCCCUCUCCAGGAUGCGUGUACUCCUGUCACCGCGAGGACUUGGCGUUCCUUCCCGUGGCUUAGCUCCUGUCGCCGUGGGUGACCUGUGGUACCUAGGUUUUGAGCUGUCCCAGAGUGGCCAACUGUGGAAGACUUUGCUGCAUGAUAUUAAUUCCUGAGAGCUCAGCCUGUGCUUUCCUCAGCGGCCACGGACUGGGAGCCGGGACGCUCGGCUCCCGCGGGAGCACGGCAGGAGCCCCGCCGCCCCGGGGCACGCCGCGGGAGCACGGCCGCGGAUGCCGCCUGCAGCCCCUCGGAAUGCACUGUGCGCCCGGGGCUUUCGGGCCUUCCCUCGCCCCGCGAGAGCCGACCAGUAUUCUGGCCGUCGUCCCCUAGCAUAAACCUUGACGGAAGAGGCACCACGGAGACCCGGCCCCCCAGACGGCCGGUCGGAGGGAGCCGGGUGAGCGGCGGUCUCCGAGCACGAGGCUGAGAGACUUCCUUGCAUCCGUCGGAUGUGGCAGGAGCGUUGUGGAUGGAUUCCGUGUGCACCCGCCCAGUCGCCCUCCCUCCGUCACCGAGGUCUCCGUCCUACCUGUGGCCACUCUCUAUGCACUUUGUUUACUCUUUAUACAAAUAAACAUGCCAGAAACGUCACAUGCAGAUGCCUUUUAAUAGUCAGACUUCAUUCUCAAGCAUGUAACACAGUUGAUUUCUAUAGAAAAAUAACUGUAGACUGUGUGUGUUGCUGGGGGCGGGGAAUGGGCCUUUUUCUCAGUGUCAGUUUCUAGCCAGGGAGAAAGGCCACACACAGGCCUCUGUCCUCACCCCGGGUCUCCUGCUGCGUAUAGGCGCAGAGGAGUGACUGACGCACCCGGGAAGGGAUGGGGGGGUGGGGAUUGGGCCCGGUGGAAUGCCUGGGCCUCAGCCCGCAUGUGGGGGCCGUGUCCUGACAGCCACAGGCUUUCAGGGCUCUGAGGCACCUGUCUAGCCAGCCUCUUCCCUGUGACGCCAAGAGAUGCAACAGGAUAGACCACGGAACAUUCUUUACAAAUCAAAUGUGUAGCAGACACAAAAUUAAGCUCUGAUUAAGACAAAAGAGACAACAGGAGACACAUCAUCUCAUAAUCAAAAAGAAUUGCCCCAAAUUGCAAUACUUAAUGACAUUGACUUUUAAGACUAGGAUCAUGAAGAAACCACCCCCCCUCCC